CAGUGUGACUGUUGAGGUCAGAGUUCAGAGUCGGUACAAGUGAGUCAAAUCAAUAGAUUGUCAUUUCCCAUACGACUACACGAAAAGAAGGAGCGUUUUUAUUGAGAAGAAACAAGAUGGUGAACAUGAAGCUGAUACUGUUGGUGUCCCUGGUUGUGGUUUUCGCCGAGGCUGUCCCUGUACGGGAGCACACCCUCGUCAAGCGAGGAAUUUUUGAUAAUAUUUUGGAAAGUGCACGUCACCAUCUCAAUAAUGCUGCCACUGCUGUACAGCAACAUUUGCAAACGGCCAGAGAACACAUACAGCGCACUGGGGAGGAGCUGAGGACACACCACGAGAACGUCAGGGACCACCUGGACCGCCUAGGGGACAAGAUGGAGGAUCACUUGGACACAGUGCGAGAUCACUUACAGAACCUUGCCGAUGAUUCUGGUCUUGACCUUGACCUUGGCAAUAGCCCUGACACAGAGGAAGGAGAGUCCGUACCUGCUGUUGACCUGUCGUAGAUCACUGGUUCCGUAGACGAUGCUCCUAUCAGCUUGACGAUAAAGUCAUCAGAAUAUCAUAAUGAAGAUUUAUAAUUACUUAUUACAUGUAUUGUGCUUGAAGUUAUUUGAAAAAAAAAUCCCUUCUUUUAUAUGAGAACGUGCACGUGAUUAAAAUCAAAUUAAAUUUAAUAACGACUAACACCAACAAUAAAGAAAACUCAUUUCAAUACUUUGUGACAUUUGUUGUUAAUUUCUAAGUAUUAAUAUUGUGUAUCAAUAAAUAAAAAUAUUUUUUA
Mizuhopecten yessoensis (Yesso scallop) is the source of this 784-nucleotide messenger RNA. RefSeq lists its product as uncharacterized. The transcript has 5 exons. Bases 117 to 506 code for a protein of 129 amino acids. Lineage: Eukaryota; Metazoa; Mollusca; Bivalvia; Pectinida; Pectinidae. The record is from RefSeq and is a predicted model, not a curated record.